CUCUGUUCGCAGGUGAGUGUCCCGGAAUUCCAGUACGCUCGAGGGACGGGCGCGUCCCUGAUGAUGAGGGGUAGCGACGAGCUUUUGUCGCAAAGCGGGGCAGUUAGCAAUGGUGCUGCAAUGAGUCCACAACCACAUCACGCAGCCGACAACAACAAUGACGCCAAGAAGGUUAAACUCGACAAGAGCCACAAUGGCAAACUUUCGAGGGUUAUCCACAUCAGGAACAUCCCCAACGAAGUAUCGGAGAGUGAAAUCAUCCAUCUUGGCGUCCCCUUCGGCCGUGUCACAAAUGUUCUCGUUCUCAAAGGCAAAAAUCAG
Frieseomelitta varia is the source of this 321-nucleotide messenger RNA. Its product is annotated as polypyrimidine tract-binding protein 2-like. The annotation marks the transcript as partial. NCBI's taxonomy places the organism in Eukaryota, Metazoa, Arthropoda, Insecta, Hymenoptera, Apidae. Gene Ontology annotation, molecular function: mRNA binding. The transcript has 3 exons. Gene Ontology annotation, cellular component: nucleus. Gene Ontology annotation, biological process: regulation of RNA splicing. The record is from RefSeq and is a predicted model, not a curated record.